Messenger RNA from Ceratina calcarata, 2286 nucleotides. It is a transcript of the gene Gen, whose product is annotated as XPG-like endonuclease. The record is from RefSeq and is a predicted model, not a curated record. The coding region runs from base 21 to 2189 and encodes 722 amino acids. NCBI's taxonomy places the organism in Eukaryota, Metazoa, Arthropoda, Insecta, Hymenoptera, Apidae. Gene Ontology annotation, molecular function: four-way junction DNA binding; 5'-flap endonuclease activity. The transcript is spliced from 6 exons.
UACAAAUUUCAAUUUUUAAAAUGGGUGUAAAAGAUCUCUGGAAUAUUGUAUCGCCUUUGUGCGAUAGAAAGCCAUUGUUUGAGCUACAAGGGAAGACAAUAGCCAUCGAUAUAAGUUGUUGGAUCGUGGAUAGUCAAACUAUCACUGAUCCCUCCAUGCAACCAAAAAUGUACCUUAGGAAUCUGUAUUUUCGUACAGCCUUUCUCCUUAUGCAUGAAAUAUCACCAGUAUUUGUGUUAGAAGGGAAAGCACCUACUUUGAAGCAUAAUACAAUUGCAAAAAGAAAUAAUAUUCGUAGUGGAAAUCAGGAAAGAAAUACUGUGCAUAGAAGAGGGAGAACAUAUUUCAAUAGGAUUCUGAAAGAGUGUAAAGAAAUGCUCGAUUACAUGGGGCUAGCAUGCGUCCAAGGGCAUGGAGAGGCGGAAGCAAUGUGUGCUUAUUUAAAUGAAGAUGGGCUUGUUGAUGGAUGCAUAAGCCAGGACAGUGAUUGUUUCUUAUAUGGAGCGAAGGUGGUUUAUAGAAAUUUUUGUACAAGUGCUCAAGGAAAUCGUGGAGGUUCGGGUGGUGCAGUGGACGAAUACAGUUUAGAAAAGAUAGAAAGAGUGUUAGGUCUUGGAAGAAACAAAAUGAUAGCGUUAGCUCUGUUGUGCGGCUGUGAUUACGAUGAAGGAUUAAAUGGUAUUGGCAAGGAAGCUGCUAUGAAGUUCUUCAAACUUGUAGAAGACAAGAAUGUUCUUGAACGUUUAAAAAGUUGGAAAACAGAUAAGACGUUAGAUCUUGUAGAGAAAGAAUUAUCAAAUCCAAAUUUGUGCACAUCUUGUGGUCAUAGUGGGAAGGUGCAGAAGCACACGAAAUCAGGUUGCAUAGAUUGUGGAACAGUUGUGAAAUGCAAUGACUCUUAUAGAGAGAGAAGAGCAUUAUUAUUAAAUGAGAUUGGUUUGCGAAAGAAGACACUUUUUGUUGAAGGUUUCCCAAACCAAGAAUUAAUAGAUGAAUUUCUUAUUAGGAAAGACCCAGUGCCUACCAAAGUAGAUAUACAGUGGAAACAACCACAAAUUAGUAAAUUCAUAAAAUUCAUGGAGAAGCAUUUGUCUUGGGAACCGCAGUACGCGUUCGAAAAAAUAUUUCCUCUUGCUACACGUUGGCAGGUCGUGCACUUGCCGAAUAUUUCUAUUAGCCACCGUGUUUUAAUGCCCGAUUUGUUUGUACCUGAUACGAUAAAAAAAAUUAGAAACAUCAGGUGCGUUGCGAGUUACGAAAUUAUUUGGAAUAAUAAUCAUUACAUAGUAGAAGAAUUACGAGAACGCGUAGCGGCGAAUGAAAAGAGCGACGACGAUGACGACGUAGAUGAUCUGAUCGAGUUAACGAGCAUCGAACCGCAAGAUGCUGUACAAAAAUGUUAUCCAGAGUUAGUCGAAGUAUUUGAAAAUGCGAAGAAUGCUAAGAAACGAAAGACUAAGAAAAAAACGCGAAAUGCCGAAGAUAAUGGUGAACGCAAAGCAGAAAAAAGACGUCAGAAGAAAAAGGAAAAAAAUAUUUUAGACGAUGUUGAAAAUAAUAGGAAGAUCGACGAAUUCAUAUCGAAAAAUCCUCCCGCGUCGUUAGAAGAGUCUUUUGAAAGUCUGACUAUUUCACCGAAAAGAUCUAAGAAAACAGGCUCACGAGAAGGUCAAAAAGGAAAUAAUAAAAAGAAACGCGGACCUCAGAUUAAUAAAGUAUUACAAUUGGAAAAUAUCAAUUCGAGAUGCAAUGACACGCUAGAUAGAAUGUUUAAUGAACUUUCCCCAGAUGAUUUUCUCACCGACAACGACGAUCACGAUUUAAACGUAUCAGAAAUAAUCGACGAUAUAUGCAGUAGAAAAGUUUUUCAAUAUAACGUUACGAAAGAUGUGCAAACGUUUGCAGAUGAGAAAGCUAUAUGUGGAGGAACCAUUGAGAACGUAGAAACGAUUAAUCGAGAUGUUAGUAUUCAGGCGAAAUCUGAUCGGUACCAAGAAAAUCAAUCUUCUGGAGAGAAAUCUGGAUUCAUUGACGAAUUUGCCGAUUUAAGCGAAUCAUAUGUUCCGCUAUAUGAAAGAAUUGCAACUCGCACCCGGAGUAAAGAUUCGAGGAGAACGUCUAGAAAAACAAAUCAUAGAUUUAGCUUUGGGUUUGAGGCCCUCAUGAAUGAUACCGUUCCAGAAGUCUAAUGUAUUUCAUAGAAUCGAUAUUUACUAUUCUUUUAAAAUAAUGCUUCUAUGCUCUCCCUUAUUUUAUAUUAGAGUGCUGAUGCAAUGAAUUUUUAUU